AUGGUGUUGAAGAAGAGGCUGAGUAAUGGACUAAGGGGAUUUCAGGUCCCUGAGAUACCUAGAUAUCCAAGAUCUGCAAGAACUAGGGUUCCAUUCGAGAAACCGGCUGAGGAUGGUCACGCUUGUGCUUUUGAACUACUUGCAUCUUUGGCCGGGAAGUUGCUGCAGGAGGGCGAAAGUUCCACUUCUAGCAAUGUGUCAGAAGUUAAACUGAUAAGCAAAGAGCAAUAUCGAAGUGGGAAUUGCGAUGAAAAGAGGAGUGGGAAAGAUGUUGAGAUUAGUGAGGCUGAUUGUAUACUAGAAUGCAUUUCAGGUAGCGAUAAUGUGAAGUCUGAGAUUUUGAAAUUGGAGAGUAAGUUUGGAAAUGAUUCUAAUACUAAUAGACUCGUAGAAUUAACUAACAAUCACGAGGCGGGACGUUCUGGCUUCCAGGGGUUAUCUGCGAAUGAUAAGUUUAGUUUGAAGGAUCCGUUGGAUUUACGCGUUAACUCUCCUUCGUUAGUAGAGUUGAACAAUAAUGUUAAAUCUCCAUUUUGUGGGGAAUUGUUUCCCAAUGCUUCCUUUUUGAAGCACGGGAAUGAUAAUAAGUUACAUUUUAUUGAUGAUGACGAAAAGUUUGUUAGGUGCAACAAAGUUUGCACCAAAUCGAAGGCUUUUAGACCUUCACGGCGCAUUGCUCGCAAAAUAAUCAGGAAGCGGUUGACUUCCAAACACUGGAAGGUUGCUCCAAAGUUGAAGGAUUAUGAACAUUCUAGAUAUGAUAAAGGAAUAAAGCCCGCAAGUCGUAAAAGGAAGCCUUAUUACAAUUUCGAAAGAUCUCAGUGUUACACUCUUUCGAAGAGGAAGAAAUUAUCGGAGAAGGGUUCAAUGGUAACUCGUGGUGGAGGAUUCAGCAGCGAGAGUGUAUCUGAUUUACCUAAGAAAGGAAUUUGUGGAAAUAACCGUAGCGCUAAUACAAAAACUCACGUCUCUAAAGAUUCUCAUGUCAAGUUUAGAAUCAAGUCAUUCAGGAUUCCAGAACUUUAUGUUGAGGUUCCCGAAACCGCAACUGUGGGUUCAUUAAAGAGGAAAGUCAUGGAGGCAGUGAUGACUAUAAUAGGAGGUGGAAUGCAUGUUGGCGUUCUUGUUCAAGGGAAGAAAGUUAGAGAUGACAACCGAACUCUUCGGCAAACUGGUAUAUCUUGUAAAGAAAAUCUAGAUAAACUCGGUUUUGUUUUGGAGCCUAGUUCUUCUCAAGCUUCUCCAGUUGUUUGUGCUGGUGAUCCUUCUCAUUGUGAAGCGUCUGAGCCAAUUAUGUCUCUAAGAACUCCCUCCAUUGAAUCGGGGAUUUCUGUUGCCAAGCAGGAUUCUUCCUUGGUUACUAACACUGGCGACCUUGUUGAAAUUAACCAUGAAUCAGCUUCUUCCGUGGAUGACACUAUUUCUGGUAAACUAACACGAGAUUCUGCAAUGCUAGUUCCCAUUCCAGAUAAUAGCUCAGAGGCAUUAGCUGCCAUUCCCGUGAGUCACAACACCGGACACUCUGAGAUUGUACAGCGUCGAACCAGGAGACCGUUUUCUGUUUCUGAAGUGGAAGCACUUGUUCAAGCAGUUGAAGAAGUUGGAACUGGAAGGUGGCGUGAUGUAAAGUUGCGAUGUUUUGAGAAUGCAGAUCAUAGGACUUAUGUAGACUUAAAGGAUAAAUGGAAAACUUUAGUUCACACUGCAAAAAUCUCCCCUCAACAAAGGAGAGGACAGCCAGUUCCUCAGGAGCUACUCGAUAGGGUUUUGGCUGCUCAUGCCUUCUGGUCUAUCCACCAAGCCAAACAUCAUGUCAAGCAUCAAACCAAUGGUGUCCAACCACUUGUGAUCAUGUAG
This is a messenger RNA of Vicia faba (fava bean), 1857 nucleotides long. NCBI's taxonomy places the organism in Eukaryota, Viridiplantae, Streptophyta, Magnoliopsida, Fabales, Fabaceae. The record is from the annotation of a GenBank genome assembly.